AUGGAGGGCGGUCGGAGGAUAGAAGCUUGCUGUCCGGCGCACGCUUUCAACGACCAGGUAACGUAUUAUUAUGAUGAGAGGGAAUGGAACUGGAUUCCUGCCCCCCGCCUGGGGCCAUCGGAGCGUUGGGCAUUGGAGACCUCAUUAUCGUAUCCUUGGGAGCCCGCCCCUGACCAAGCUCCUGCAUCUGGAGCGCCCGACUAUGCCGCGCUCGAGGCUGAGAAUGCAGCGCUCAAAAUUGAGAAUGAACGGCUGAGAGGUUUGUUAGCGACCUCACAUGGCUCUGUUGCUCCACCUGGUGCCGGCACUGGCCAGGCAGAGGUUGCUGAUCAGUACACUGCGCCCACUCAGGAGCCGGUUGGUGUCGCACAGAUGAAGAGGAGGAGGAACCGAAACAGGAACAAGAAGAAGCACAAUGGCCAGGACCAGGCUGCUGCUGUCCUUGAGAACAUGCAUCAGGAACAGCCGAAGAGUUUUGCGUUGGUGGCGGCCACUGCUGCAUCAGGUCUGCCUUCUGGAAUUCGGAACAACGGUCCGGUUGACCAAGCCAAUCAAGGCGCCUCUCGUGGUGGUCUUAGUAGCGGUCGUGGAGGUGUGAUUGGACCCAUGGGGAUGCAACUCGCAGCCAAUUCUUGCGGCGAUGCCCAGGGUGUUGGGACCCAGACGAGUCGUGUCGUUCAUGCGGAUCAAGAUCUGGCUUCGAGAUUCGUGCGUCGUGCUGAUAUCUAUCAUAUCGAUGAUGCCGAUCUACCUCGCUACCUGCCAUCGACCAAGAGACUCGUCGCGCUGAAGGUCGGCAGUGAAGUGGAGACCAUGAUUACGCUUCGGGGGGAGGAACAGAGGAAGAAGAGAUACAUGCGUGGCGUGCUUCCGACCAACUACGACAAGGACAAGGAUCAGGACGAGGCACAUGCUGCUAUCAUGUCUAAGGACACCCUCGAAUGUCAGGAGACAAUGGCCAUGCACCUGUGGCAUUCUUCUGGGCUCAGCCUCGACCAAGUCCUUGCUGAUUACGAACCGGAGAAACACAAUAAACAGGCUCAUUCCUGGAUGGAAGACCGUGCUCUCGCAGUAGUCUGCGCGCGCUGUCGGGCUUUCAAGCUAUCAUGCAAUCAUCACAUUCCUUGUCAGUACUGCAAGGAAGCCAAUGCCAAAUGUCUGGUGGAGUAUUGCCGGUGGGAGGGCAAUUGUAUGCGACCCCAAUGUGAGAAAGUCCACCGGGACUACAUGGAAGCAGUUGCUGCCGAGUUCCAGCGCCUUGGAUUCCAUGGUGAGAAGUCAGCGCUGGAAUUUUUCAAGCUUCAUUGGUACUGGAUGGAACCCUUUUUCUAUCCACGUGCCGAUGGUCAGGAUAAACUGCAUUGGCAAACUGCGACAUCACUGCCUCCAACUGGUUCUGGUAAGCCCUACAAUGAAAACAAUCCAAACGGAUUCGAUGUGAGCAGAUAUCCAGACGGCCCGCCUUGGUUACUUGAAUUCUGCAAAGAUGACAGGUGGAAUGACCACAUCAUGAGCGAGCUUCAGAAGGCACUAGACAAGCAAGAGGAGGAGGUGAAUGUGAAGCUCGAGGCGAGGCAGGCAGAGUUGAGGGCCCGAAUCCAGGCAGCGGAGCGCUCACGCAGCAAUGUCGCCAUCAAGGGUUAUCUUGGCGAUGAGGCUGGCGAUCUCGAUAGUGACGAAGAGGAGGACAACACAGGAGUCAAAGAGGACUAA
This is a messenger RNA of Pseudocercospora fijiensis CIRAD86, 1713 nucleotides long. RefSeq lists its product as uncharacterized. Gene Ontology annotation, molecular function: DNA-binding transcription factor activity, RNA polymerase II-specific; zinc ion binding. The coding region runs from base 1 to 1713 and encodes 570 amino acids. The transcript has 3 exons. The record is from RefSeq and is a predicted model, not a curated record. Gene Ontology annotation, biological process: regulation of DNA-templated transcription. NCBI's taxonomy places the organism in Eukaryota, Fungi, Ascomycota, Dothideomycetes, Mycosphaerellales, Mycosphaerellaceae.